Chrysochloris asiatica (Cape golden mole) is the source of this 984-nucleotide messenger RNA. It is a transcript of the gene MYBPHL, whose product is annotated as myosin binding protein H-like. The record is from RefSeq and is a predicted model, not a curated record. Bases 1 to 984 code for a protein of 327 amino acids. Gene Ontology annotation, molecular function: protein binding. NCBI's taxonomy places the organism in Eukaryota, Metazoa, Chordata, Mammalia, Afrosoricida, Chrysochloridae. The transcript is spliced from 7 exons.
AUGCUCUUCGCCUCAGGAGUGUGCCAGGUGGAGAGUUUAUACAACUGCUUGGGGGGAGUUGUGGAGCUUCCCAAGAUCUGGCUCCCUCGGAUCCUGAGACAGACCUACAUCUGCAAGGUUGGGGCCACAGUGAACCUGCUAAUCCCGUUCCAGGGCAAGCCCAAGCCUCUAGCCAUCUGGACACGUGAUGGCUAUUCCUUGGAUGCCCGGCGUGUGAGUGUGCGGAAUGGGGAGAAGGACACUGUCCUCUUCAUCCGAGAAGCCCAACGUGCCGAUUCGGGCCGCUACCAGCUGAGUGUGCAGCUGGGCGGGCUGGAGGAUACGGCUACCAUUGACAUCCUGGUGAUCGAGAGACCAGGCCCUCCUCAGAGUAUCCAAUUGGUAGAUGUUUGGGGCUUCAGUGCUACCCUGGAGUGGACACCUCCCCAAGACACAGGCAACACAACACUCCUGGGAUACACGGUGCAGAAGGCGGACAAGAAAUCUGGGCUGUGGUUCACAGUGUUGGAGCAUUAUCACUGUACCAGGUACACUGUCUCCAACCUCAUCAUUGGCAACUCCUAUGCAUUUCGUGUCUUCGCUGAAAACCAAUGUGGGCUCAGUGAGACAGCCCCCAUCACUUCUGACCUUGCCCACAUCCAGAAAGCAGAGACUGUUUACAAGAUUGAGGGGUUUGCCCAGAGAGAUCUCUCCGAAGCCCCAAGGUUUACCCAGCCUCUGGCAGACUGCACGGCAGUGCCUGGCUAUGACACCCAGCUCUUCUGCUGUGUCCGUGCCUCUCCCAAGCCCAAGAUCAUCUGGCUGAAGAACAAAAUGGAAAUCCAAGGCAACCCCAAGUACAGAGCCCUCAUUCACCUGGGAAUCUGCUCCCUAGAAAUCCGCAAACCUGGUCCCUUUGAUGGAGGCAUCUACACCUGCAAAGCCAUUAAUGCCCUGGGGGAGGCAUCUGUGGACUGUAGGGUGGAUGUGAAAGGUAAAGAAUAG